Alosa alosa (allis shad) is the source of this 2003-nucleotide messenger RNA. RefSeq lists its product as uncharacterized. NCBI's taxonomy places the organism in Eukaryota, Metazoa, Chordata, Actinopteri, Clupeiformes, Clupeidae. The transcript is spliced from 3 exons. The coding region runs from base 284 to 1951 and encodes 555 amino acids. The record is from RefSeq and is a predicted model, not a curated record.
AGAGGCCCAUGAUUUGAUCUGCAUCACUGCUAUCCUGGAAAGACUGGUAGCCAGUGGAAACAUUCACAAGGUCGCCAGCAACCUUGUCAGUCAGAUUCAGGGUGUUCUCCAGAACAGCAGCCCAGCUUCUAUUCCUGUGGCUGCUAGUAAAAGCCUUUCAGAUUCUGUCCUCACUACGAAGGUUAAGACAGUUCCAAAACGGGUUAUAAGUGCCUCUAAUUUAGUUUAUACCUACGCUGAGGAUGCAAUCAAGAAUUUGCUUCAGACAUAUUUUCUCCCCCUUAUGGAAUGGAAUACAAAUGAAGAUGUUGCUUCGUCCACAAUGUUCUCAUCCAGGAUCCAAAGCACACUCUCCGGCUCUUAUGCCAGUGGUCGUCCACGUAGCUCCCAAUCUGCUGAUGCUGCUACUACCGAAGGUCCCUCUACUGUACCCUCUCUUCUUGGGCUGGAUAAAGCUGAUUGCAGCUGCCUGAUGACAAGACUGAUUCAAAGGUUGCCUGCUAACAUUAAUUAUCUAGAAACAGUGGAGUCUUCCCAAUCUCACAUUGCAACUUGUGAUCGAGGCAUGUCUCCUUCACGUACAUUUAAUGAAGUAGCAAACCUCUUCACCCAAGUGAUGACUUACCAAGUAAUGGACAUAGUUGAUUCGGAGCUGAAGAGACAUGACCAGGCCAGCUUGUCCAACAAAAGACCAUCUAGCGUCAGAUCUUCUGAUGAACCCAGGAUCUUAUCACCUGACAUGGAUGGAACUGUUACUGAAGGAGAAAUAUCCUUUCUACUUGAUACUAGCCCUGGCCACUCUGGUGGUUUGUUUUCCGGACUGAUCCAGAGGUUCCUUGCAGAAUUUAGAUACUCCGAAUCUGCUCUAUCUGAUGCAGGGGACGACGUCAGAGGCGCCGCUGCAUCAUCCCCCAGGAGCCAAAGCACCCGAUCUGCCACUGUAAGCUUUGAGCCAGACAUGGCAAAGGACUCAAAAGUUGCAUCACAAAAACUUAAAAACAUGUUAGGGCUGUUCACCAGUGUGAUGGUUCGCCAAGUCGUGGAUGUCCUUCACAAGGAAUCAACAGUGGAAAUGGACAGAGAGACCGAUCAGACUAAGGUUGUCCCCACUGUAGAAGAGCAAUGCAGUGCAGAUGAGGAGCCUCAUGGCUCAACCAGCAGACCAUCAAGUUCUAAAGCCUCUGAUCGACUCACCAUUUUGCUGUCAGAUGCCAUAACUGAUGGAGAUGAAGCAGUCUGUGACAGUGGGCAGAAGAAAAGUACAAGAAGCCCCUCCACCAUGGCCCAUAUGGUUGGUUCAGACAGCAGUGACAAUGGCUGUUUGGUCACGGUUCUGAUGCUAAGGCUGUUGGCCAAAAUCAAGGACCAACCAACUGCUUCAGCUGAUAUGAUGGACUCCUCCCAAGAGCUGAUUGAGAAGCUUCUCUCUGAGUUCAGCAGUACCUCAGGAACUCCAACCUUCCACACUUAUCCAAGCAAUGUAAAGGUUCAGGCCAUAUUUAGAAACAUGGAUAAGUUCCUCCUGAAGGAAUUUGGACCAGAGACUGUCCUUCAGAGAGCUGUGGAGACACAGGAGGUCUUUUUUGAUAACGUUUUGCUAACGGCAUUGAGGAAGGAACUGCUGCACCAGGGUGGUGAAGCAACUGAUCCCCCGGCAACCCAGAAUGCUCCACCAUCCCCUCAGCUGGUGCCUGUAGCAGAGGAUGGCCCAACAGGGAGCACUAAAUUGAAGAUGCCAAAAAUGAGGUUCAAAAUGAAGAUGCCAAAAAGAAGCAGCAAGAAAGUGUCUCCUACCAAUGCCUUUUCUGACUCAACUGGUAAGCAAUCAGAGACCCCUGCCCCUGGUAUGCCGUGUGAUGAGAUGAAUCCAUCCGUGUCUGCUUCCGGACCGAAGACUCGCAAACGAGCCUUUUUUCUCAGGAUUUUUACAUGCUGCACUUUUGAAGCCUAGGCCAUUAUUAUUCUUAACAAGUAUAUAUUCCCUUUCUUUACCCAAUUGUUUC